This is a messenger RNA of Hydra vulgaris (swiftwater hydra), 792 nucleotides long. NCBI's taxonomy places the organism in Eukaryota, Metazoa, Cnidaria, Hydrozoa, Anthoathecata, Hydridae. The record is from RefSeq and is a predicted model, not a curated record.
UUCUUUAACAGAGCAGAAAAGAAAAGUUCUAAAUAUUUACGGAAUAAAAGUUAAAUAUUCUAUGAAAAAAAAAUAUGACAGGUUUUUGUUUGAACUGCCAGUUUUGCUUUGCUGCUUCUAGAAUAUUUUGCUAUGAAUUUUGUUGUUGCUGCAUUCAUAAGAAAAAAGAUUUAAAAAGGAAUUUAAAUGUUCUUGUCUUAGGAUUAGAAAGUUGUGGUAAAAGUUAUCUUUUGGCAAGUUUAUGCGGAGAAUCUACAAAAGAUUUAACACCAACUAAUGGUUUUUCUAUAAAAGAUGUAUCUUUUAAAAAUUACACAAUGCACAUGAAAGAAUUGGGUGGUUCAGAAAAAGUUCAAAAAUAUUGGAGUCAUUAUGUGGACAACACAGAUGGAAUAAUUUGGGUAGUUGAUGGCAGUUCAAGUGACCUGAAUGGUUCAAAAUCAGUUUUACAUUCGGUAUUGAAAUACAAAGAGUUGCAUAGCAAGCCUUUAUUAGUUUUAAUUUCAAAAGCAGAAAAUCUUUCAAAGGAAUAUGUUGCUGAAGAAUUAGAGUUAAAAGAUUUUUGUGCAAAUGAUUCUUUUAUAAUAGAACCAUGUACUUCUGUUGAAUAUGUAAAAGAUGUAUUGCAAAGGUUUGCCAAAAUGAUAACAUUUCCAGAAAUUUCAGAUGAAAUUAACAGAUGAAAUUAAUUAAAUAUUAAAACAUUUUCUAGUGGCAAUAUUUAUUUUGGUUAGCAUUUCGAUUUCAUUUAUAUUUAACCAAAGUUAAGAAAGUUUUUUGUUUUUCAUGUUA